AUGUCGACUGCUAACGACAACAACCAACAAAAUCAGCAACACCAGUUGAACCAGCAAAAUCAACAAGAGGAUGGAACUCCAGUCCCUUUACCGCGAAGAUCUCCUCAACAAUCCCGAGAAGGGUCACCUGACAGAUCUAUAUCAUAUGCGAAUGACCAGCAUGGGGAUGAUCAAGCUAUUGAUGAAGCAUUGAAGCAAUUAAUCGAAGAACAAGUCAACAAUGCUCUUCAAGCUUUUGUUAGUGGGUAUAUCACAAAGCUGCGGAUAGAGGAAGGUACUAUCACUCAGUCACGGGGAGAUGAAAGAGUAAGUUCGAGACGACCUGAAACUGAAAAAAGGUCCAGUAAGAACAGGUACCAGCCAUACAUAAGACCAGCAGGUAGGGAUUCACGAUCUAAACAGGAGAACCCAAGGUACUGGACUUUAUUUACUGAUGGCUCUUCAAACGUCAAAGGGGACGGUUUGGGUAUUGUCUUAAUCCCACCUUCAUGUGAAAGUAUAAGACAAGUAAUUAAGUGUUACCCUAUUACUAACAAUGAAGCAGAAUUUGAAGCUGUAAUUACAGGUUUGGAAUUAGCACGAGAACUCUCCAUAGAACAAAUCGUGAUUAAAAGUGACUCUCAACUAGUAGUCAAUCAGAUGCAGGGGACCUACACUGCUAGGGAGGCACGAAUGCAACAAUACUUGGAAAAGGCACGAAAACUGGUCAGGCAAUUCCAGUCAUAG
This is a messenger RNA of Nicotiana attenuata, 726 nucleotides long. RefSeq lists its product as uncharacterized. The coding region runs from base 1 to 726 and encodes 241 amino acids. The transcript has 3 exons. Gene Ontology annotation, molecular function: nucleic acid binding; RNA-DNA hybrid ribonuclease activity. The record is from RefSeq and is a predicted model, not a curated record. Lineage: Eukaryota; Viridiplantae; Streptophyta; Magnoliopsida; Solanales; Solanaceae.